Molecule: messenger RNA, 2521 nt
Organism: Hippocampus comes (tiger tail seahorse)
Lineage: Eukaryota; Metazoa; Chordata; Actinopteri; Syngnathiformes; Syngnathidae
Gene: cbln1
Product: cerebellin 1 precursor
Exons: 3
Coding region: 511-1092 (193 amino acids)
Biological process (GO): maintenance of synapse structure
Cellular component (GO): glutamatergic synapse; synaptic cleft
Molecular function (GO): protein binding
Source: RefSeq, a predicted model, not a curated record
GGCGUUAGCAUCUCGAGCUGCGUCGCCGCGUCUCUUCCUCCGGAGCCCUUUGUGUUUGAAACUCUCCUAUGUGACGUAUCAAUAAUUCAGUCGCGCGCGCGCGAGCGAGCAAGACGAAGCUCGCCCCCCACCACCCACCCAUUGGCCAACCUACAGCGUCUCUCCGCGCGCUAUGACUGCUUCUUCCGCGCGCACACACCACGGCCCCGCCGCGCCGCGCGACACGCUCCUCUACCGUCCUGCAAAUCAGUGAAAAGCUGCAAAGAAGUGAAAAAGGAAAAGAAAGGACGACGGAUUCCGAGUGUCAAGUCGAGCUGGACUUGGUGGAACUUGAGAAAGAAAGGAGAGGAGCUAAGCGCCUGCCGCCAACUCAAUUUCCAGAGCAAGCGUGUUCGCCAACUCCCGGCAGAGUUUGCGUCACUUUGGGCCAAAGCUGGGGACACUCUCGCCGCCGUAUUUGACGUUUCAAAGUGGACUAAAAAGCCCAAGUCGUCGCUUGUGAUUGUGGGUAUGUUAGCGUUUUGGCUGCUGGGUGCCGUGUGGCUCGCGGCAAGCCCCAACCCGAGCCGCGCUCAGAACGAGACGGAACCGAUCGUCCUGGAGGGGAAGUGCCUGGUGGUGUGCGACUCCAACCCGACGUCGGACCCGACGGGCACCGCGCUGGGCAUCUCGGUGCGCUCCGGCAGCGCCAAAGUUGCCUUCUCCGCCGUCCGAAACACCAACCACGAACCUUCGGAAAUGAGCAACCGGACCAUGGUCAUCUACUUUGAUCGGGUUCUCGUAAACGUCGGGAGGAAUUUCGACGAGGAGAGGAGUAAUUUCAUCGCUCCACGAAAAGGGAUUUACAGUUUUAACUUCCAUGUAGUGAAAGUGUACAACCGCCAAACAAUACAGGUGAGCCUCAUGCACAACGGCUGGCCCGUCAUCUCAGCCUUUGCUGGCGACCAGGAUGUGACCCGUGAGGCGGCCAGCAAUGGCGUUCUGAUCCAGAUGGAAAAAGGAGACCGGGCCUACCUCAAACUGGAGAGAGGAAAUUUGAUGGGAGGAUGGAAAUACUCCACCUUCUCCGGCUUCCUGGUGUUCCCCAUGUAGAGGAGAAGUGUGGAAGUGGAGCAGGGGAGUGAAAAGGAGGAGGAGGAGGAGCUGGUUUGGUUGUUGAUGGGAAGUGCAAACGAGAUGGCGCUACGCGGGCAAGAGAAAACAAGAGUUGACGAUGGACUUCUGUAUGGGAUGCUGCUGAAGAGUUGAAAAGUGUGGCCACCUUCUUCUCUUCCCUUCAUUCUUUCAUCCAUCUAGUCCUCCUAGUGUUGAUCUGUGGAUGGCCCCAAUAUAUUUUUUUUUUUGUUCUCUGCUCCAUUCAAUACAUAUAACGUUAGUGGAGAGUAGCCCUUCCAUCCCUUCAUUCCAUCGACUACUUUGAGGAAUGUUUCUUUCAUAGUUCAGCCCAUCUAGUUUUUGGGGGAGGGGAAUUGCUCAGAUUUUGGAGCAAACACCAAAAUGUACAUCUUUCUUCUUCAAGAAGCGUUCGUCAGCUGCGUUAAAUCCUUUGACCGCAUCUUCUCCAGAAGACUCCCCAAAUCCACCACCACGCCAUCAAGGCUGCAAGUGACGGUGAAAACACCUCGAAAUGCCAAGUUCACAUGGGAACUGUUAAUCAACCGAUUUUUUUUUUUUUGGCGCAAAUAUCAACAGUAAGAAUCAUGACUCUGCAACGGGCUUCAAAACUGCGGCAAAGCAAAUGAGGCGGAGGGCAUUUUGAACAGUGCUGCUUUUCUUGCUUUGUUUUCUUUUUUUUUUUUCCUGUCUCUGAAAGCUGCAGUUUCGUUUGACUUCUCUGUGACCCACCCCCAGAAGCUCCACCCCCCAUGUUCCUCCUCCAUGAGCGGUCCAUCUCAUCCUCCUCCAAACCUUCCCCCACGUGUACUUUUAUCUGCUGCUGUAUUCGUUUGCCUCCUAGCACGGACUAUUCCUUGCUUUACUUCAACGUCAGACUUGGAACUCUGGGACACUCAAAAGAAACAAUAUGUCGUACAUAGAUGAGGUUAUAUCAUAGAUCCGAGCCACAGUUUCUACCGCAACUAUGAUGAAGAUAACAAUAAUACCCACACCUUAAAUUUAAUCCGGUUGAUGACUAUAAUGUCUGUAUAUUCUGUAUUUCAGUGUUAUAUCGAAGAAAAAAAAUUAUUGUAAGGGGAACUUCUAGUGAUUUUGUGUGGGGAAACUGGGCUGCUCUUCUGCUCUUCUGAUGACAAGAAAAUUUGCUUCUUGUUUUUUUUUUGGGGGGGGUCAAAUUAAGUUGUGGCUAAAAAGCUCAGAUGCUACAUACAUACAGUGUUACAGUAUAUUAUCAGAAGAUAAAUUGCUAUUAUUAUUAUUAUUAUUAUAUUAUUAUUAUCUUGGCUGUAAAUUACAUGUGAAUAUUUAGACCUUAAAAAUUCUGAUUUAUCACUCAAUCAAAUGGAUUUAUUAUUGACUGUUUUGUUCUUUUAAUUGCUCUGACAUCAAUAAAAUGUAAAUGUAA